Molecule: messenger RNA, 2000 nt
Organism: Brachypodium distachyon (stiff brome)
Lineage: Eukaryota; Viridiplantae; Streptophyta; Magnoliopsida; Poales; Poaceae
Exons: 7
Coding region: 422-1660 (412 amino acids)
Source: RefSeq, a predicted model, not a curated record
CACCGGUCGGCACUGAUACACGGCCCAAUAAUUCAGGAAUCAUGGAAGCAACACAAGGGCAAUACGGUCCAGAAAUCCAAAAUUAAAGCUCGGAAAUGGCAAAAGCCAUGGCAGGCAGGCAGGCAGCAGCGACCAGUCUCAUCCCACUUCCCACUUCCCACUUCCCAGUGAGCUCACUGUACGCUCCCCAUUGGCUCUAGCAGCAGCGGCAUCCAAUUCCGAGGAAAGCGAAGCCGCGCAGACUCCACCAGCAUUGUCGCUGUAUUCUCACAGCAGCCCUCGCCGUGGCUGCCCUGGACCUUCCUGCGCGAGAGAAGGGCGUUCUUGCGAUUUAGGUUCAGGAGGAAGUGGGUAAGAGGAAAAGAAGAAGGAGGCUGGGAGCUUCAGAGCUUCAGAGCUUGGGCCUAAGGCGUAGGCGCUCAUGGCGGCGGCGCGCGGUGGGCUGGCGCGGUUGCUGGCAGCGGCGGCUGUCUGCGUUCUGUGGGCGGCCGCCGCGGAGGCUAGGUCGCCGGCGGCGAGGGUGCACCGGCACCUGAAGCGGCUCAACAAGCCGGCCGUUAAGAGCAUCGAGAGCCCAGACUGGGACAUCAUCGACUGCGUGCACAUCUCACAUCAACCGGCCUUCGAUCACCCUCUCCUCAAGAAUCACACUCUCCAGUUGAGACCGGCCUUCCACCCAGAAGGCUUGUAUGAUGAUACUAAGAGCAGCCUGGCCUCAGGCGAAGCUGGUGAGAAGCCGAUGCUCCAGCUGUGGCAUCAGAAUGGGAGAUGCCAGGAGGGCACGGUCCCAAUCAGGAGAACUAAGAAGGAUGACCUGCUCCGGGCGAGCUCGAUGCGGCGGUAUGGCAGGAAACAGCAUACAACCCCGAACCCGUUGUCCGUGGAUCUUAGCAUGCUCAACGAGGGUGGCCACCAACAUGCAAUAGCGUACGUCGAGGGGGAAAAGUACUAUGGUGCGAGGGCCACCAUUAAUGUCUGGGAGCCCAAAAUCCAGCAGCCAAACGAGUUCAGUUUAUCCCAGCUAUGGAUCCUGGGGGGAUCAUUCGGAGCGGAUCUGAACAGCAUCGAGGCUGGGUGGCAGGUUAGCCCAGACCUCUACGGAGACAAUAACACUAGGCUCUUCACAUACUGGACCAGUGAUGCAUACCAAGCAACAGGGUGCUACAACAUACUGUGCUCAGGGUUCAUUCAGAUCAACAGCGAGAUCGCAAUGGGGGCGAGCAUCUUCCCGAUCUCGAACCUAGCUGGUUCCCAGUAUGAUAUCAGUAUUCUUAUCUGGAAGGACCCAAAAGAAGGGAACUGGUGGAUGCAGUUCGGCAAGGAAUAUGUCCUCGGCUACUGGCCAUCCUUCCUCUUCUCCUACCUCGCUGACAGCGCGUCGAUGAUCGAGUGGGGCGGGGAGGUAGUGAACUCAGAGCCCAACGGCGCGCACACGUCGACGCAGAUGGGCAGCGGGCGGUUUCCAGAGGAAGGGUUCGGUAAGGCGAGCUACUUCAAGAACAUCCAGGUGGUGGACAGCACCAACCAGCUCAAGGCCCCCAAGGGGGUCGGCACGUUCACCGAGCAGUCCAAUUGUUACGAUGUGCAGGACGGCAACAAUGGCGACUGGGGCACAUACUUCUACUAUGGUGGCCCUGGCAAAAACUCGAACUGCCCAUGACCUGUUAACUGCUAUCAGCAUGAGCAGAUUUCAUGUGACCAACCAUUCAUGUGUGCAAUAUAGCUUCUACUUCUCCUUUAGCCCUAACUAGGUAGUUUGUAACAUGUGCAUGUGUGAUGUCCUAGUGUUCUCAUUUUCGCCCCUUAUCUUCCUCUCUAAUAUGCCAUGUAAGUUUCUGAAGAGAAGCAUGGCGUUGGGUGGUGAGUCUGAAAUGCAGUUAGCCAAUUAUCCGUAGCCGGAUCCCAGGAUUAUCUACCACUCGUGUUGAUUUUAGACUCCAUUAUAAGAACGGGAUUCAAGAGAGGUUGACAUGGCAGCCCUGAGAUAAAUUUGUUGAAAA